This is a messenger RNA of Eruca vesicaria subsp. sativa (arugula), 1893 nucleotides long. The record is from the annotation of a GenBank genome assembly. NCBI's taxonomy places the organism in Eukaryota, Viridiplantae, Streptophyta, Magnoliopsida, Brassicales, Brassicaceae.
CUUCUCUUUGCUCUCACUCACAAUCUUUCUCUCUUCUUUCGUUACUCAAGCCUGAGAUGUCUCCAGAAGCUUACGUUCUGCUCUUCAACUCUCUCAACCUUGUCACCUUCGAAACCUUUGCUUUGCUCUCUCUUUUCAUAGCCACAGUUGCUUUGUUUCUCUCACCAGGUGGCCUCGCAUGGGCCUUCACCAAGUCAUCCAAGACCAGGGUUUCGAUUCCUGGUCCGUCUGGCUCUCUUUCCGUCUUAUCCGGCUCCACUCCUCACCGUGUCCUCGCUGCGCUUGCCCAACGCUUUAAGGCCUCUCCCUUGAUGGCGUUCUCCGUUGGGUUUUCACGUUUUGUCAUCUCCAGUGAACCGGAAACGGCUAAAGAGAUUCUAAACAGCUCUGCUUUCGCUGACCGGCCUUUUAAGGAGUCAGCUUACGAACUUCUCUUCCACCGCUCCAUGGGGUUCGCACCUUAUGGUGAGUACUGGAGGAACCUGAGGAGAAUCGCUUCAACGCAUCUUUUCAGUCCGAGAAGAAUCGCGAGUUUUGAAGGUGUUAGGGUUGGAAUCGGUAUGAAGAUGGUGAAGAAGAUCAAGAGUCUUGCUAUGUCUUCUUCAGCUGGUGGUGGUGAAGUUGAAGUGAAGAAGGUGAUUCACUUUGGUUCGUUGAAUAAUGUGAUGACAACUGUUUUUGGUGAGAGCUAUGACUUUGAUGAAGUUAAUGGUGAUGGGUGUUUUUUGGAGAGGCUGGUUAGUGAAGGUUAUGAGUUGCUUGGGAUAUUUAAUUGGAGUGAUCACUUUGGUGUUCUUCGUUGGUUUGACUUCCAAGGAGUUAGGAAGAGGUCUAAAGCUUUGGUCUCAGAAGUCAACACUUUUGUCGGCAGAAUCAUUGAGAAUCACAAGAUGAAGACGAGCAACAAUCUCAAUGGUGAGGAAAAUGACUUCGUUGAUGUCUUGCUUGGCUUGCAAAAGGAAGAAAAAUUGUCUGAUUCCGACAUGAUUGCUGUUCUUUGGGAAAUGAUAUUUAGAGGGACAGAUACAGUUGCGAUUCUAGUGGAAUGGGUACUUGCAAGAAUGGUAUUGCAUCAAGACAUUCAAGCAAAACUCUUCAAAGAGAUAGCUUCCGUUACAAGUAACAACACUAGAUCCUUGUCUGAUUCCGACAUCUCAAAACUACCGUACCUUCAAGCUGUUGUCAAAGAAACCCUAAGGCUCCACCCACCUGGUCCUCUCCUCUCGUGGGCUCGUCUCGCUAUCCACGAUGUCAACGUAGGUCCCAACUUUGUCCCUGCAGGAACCAUAGCUAUGGUCAACAUGUGGUCCAUCACACAUGACGCCAAAAUAUGGACCGACCCUGAAGAGUUUAAGCCUGAGAGGUUUAUUGAAGGUGAGGAUGUAAGCGUCAUGGGUUCGGAUCUUAGGUUGGCUCCAUUUGGGUCAGGUCGCCGGGUUUGCCCGGGUAAGGCAAUGGGUCUAGCCACUGUUCAUCUCUGGGUUGCUCAGUUGAUUCAGAAUUUCGAAUGGGUUAAGGGUUCUUGUGAUGUGGAGCUCACUGAGGUUCUCAAGUUGUCUAUGGAGAUGAAGAAGCCGUUGAAGUGCAAGGCUGUUCCAAGGAAUGUUUGCUUCGGUUGAUGGAUUCGAUUGUCUGUUGCCUCGGGUCGGGUACUUGUUUAAUAACUACUACGGGUAGUCUCUUUUAAUAAUUAAUAAUUAAUAACUAUGGUUUGUGUUGGAAGUUAGGGUUUAUGCACGUCAAUCGAACUUCUCUAGGGCAUUGGUGUCUAAGUUUUUUAAUUUGCUUCGUGUAGCGUAACGUAUCUGAUUCUAUCCCAUUGUCGGCUUUGCUUUAGUGGCUGGCUAUUCAAUAAUAUCAUAUCUAUAAAAUUGAUUAGCUAAGUUUAUGCAA